Messenger RNA from Gigantopelta aegis, 3125 nucleotides. RefSeq names its product delta(24)-sterol reductase-like. Gene Ontology annotation, cellular component: cytoplasm; membrane. NCBI's taxonomy places the organism in Eukaryota, Metazoa, Mollusca, Gastropoda, Neomphalida, Peltospiridae. Gene Ontology annotation, biological process: steroid metabolic process. The transcript has 8 exons. The record is from RefSeq and is a predicted model, not a curated record. Gene Ontology annotation, molecular function: FAD binding; Delta24(24-1) sterol reductase activity. Bases 318 to 1880 code for a protein of 520 amino acids.
AAUUUACAUCCAAAAAUUAAAUAGUGGGCCUUUAAAAUUUUGCUUGCUCUGAAUGCGCCCGUUAAGCCUUAUGACCUGACUUGAGUUGAUGUUGUAACUAUAGUAGCAUGUUCAGGAAGGUGAACGCUUGCAGACGUUCGCAAGUUUUUAAACAUUAUAGAAAAUUAAAAGCGUUUGUAAAUGCUCGCUCUGCUGAACAUACAAAAUUAUGCUUAUAAAUUUCGUAAACUGGAUGCCACUCGGCUUUACGCCGUUUAUAAUGUAUUACGUCCGAGUGUGAUUCAGUCAAUUUUUUUGUAUGGCGUGACAAACGAAAGAUGGAUCUUUUGAUCAAUUUUAUUAUCUUCAUGGCCCUUCCAGCCAUCAUAUCUCUUUCAUGGUUGAAAUAUAAAGGUGCAGAGUACAUUCUAAUCAACUACAGAUGGAUUUUUGUCUGUUUUUUUCUAUUGCCAAUAUCUUUCUUUUAUGAUCUGUAUUUUUGUGUGAGAAAUUGGGUUGUUUUCAAAUUGAAUUCAGCCCCCAGCCAGCAUGACAAGAAAGUACAGCAUGUACAACAGCAGGUACGUCAUUGGAGAGAGAGUGGCGCUAAAGUUCCAAUGUGCACUGCCAGACCAGGCUGGAUGAAUGUUAGUCUAAGAUGCGGCUUGUACAAACGGACGCUGAGGAACAUAGAGAUCAACUUGAUCGAUGUCCUGGACAUCAACACUGAGCGGAUGGUGGUGAAGGUGGAGCCACUCGUCACCAUGGGGCAGAUAACUGCAUUUUUGAAUCCCCGGGGGUGGACUCUUCCAGUAUUGCCAGAACUUGAUGAUCUCACAGUUGGUGGAUUAAUUAUGGGUGUUGGUAUUGAAACAUCAUCCCACAAGUAUGGUCUGUUUCAACAUACAUGUGAGGAAUUUGAACUAGUUGUGGCUGAUGGAGAUGUGAUAAAGUGCUCAAAGACAGAAAACCCUGAUCUAUUUUAUUCAGUUCCAUGGUCAUAUGGAACCUUGGGAUUUCUUGUAUCAGCCGAAAUCAAAAUUGUGCCAGCAAAACAAUUUGUGAAGAUUGAGUAUUUUCCUGUUCACACCAAAGCUGACAUGCUCACUACGUUCAAGAACCAGGUCAUGAGAAACCAUGGUAACCAGUUUGUUGAGGGUGUGGUCUACUCACGGAAUGAAGCUGUUGUUAUGACAGCCAACAUGACGGAUGACGUAGAAAAAGAAAAGAUCAACUCCAUCGGCUGCUACUGGAAGCCAUGGUUCUACAAACACGUAGAAGGUUUCUUGAAAACAGGUUAUGCUGUGGAAUAUAUUCCACUCCGUCACUACUAUCACAGACACACACGCAGUAUUUUCUGGGAAAUGGAGGAUAUCAUCCCGUUUGGUAAUCAUCCAGUGUUUCGCUACCUGUUUGGUUGGAUGGUGCCACCAAAGAUUUCUCUGCUAAAACUCACUCAGGGCGACACAAUCAAGAAGAUGUACGAGAAGUAUCAAAUCAUCCAGGACAUGCUGGUUCCCAUGGAUCAGUUGAACACUGCACUUGAUGUCUUUCACCGGGAACUCCAGAUAUAUCCACUGUGGAUAUGUCCGUUCCUGUUGUGCAAUAACCCUGGUAUGGUUCAUCCUCACACUGGUAAAGAUGAGAUGUUUGUUGACAUCGGUGCUUAUGGAACACCAAAAAAGAGCACCUAUGAAACAGUUAGCACAACACGAAAUCUGGAAGCUUAUGUGAGAUCUGUCAAGGGUUUUCAAAUGCUUUAUGCCGACUCCUACAUGACACGGGAAGAAUUCUACAAGAUGUUCGACCACUCAUUAUACAAUAACAUGCGAGAGCAACUUGACUGUUCAAAGGCUUUCCCUGUGGUGUAUGACAAAGUCAAAAGAAAAGCUAGGCAUUAAGUUACUAGGCUUUUCCAGUGGUGUAUGACAAAUUCAAAAGAAAAGCUAGGCAUUAAAUUACUACACUUUCAUGUACUUAACCAGUGCUUCUUAUUUUUAUUAUAGAUACAUUUAUGCAUAUGCAAUUUUGAGAUAUUACGCUUAUGACUUGAGAUCGUACAGUGUUUGAUUGAUUCUCGUAACAAUGAUACCGGUAACAUAUUUUAUUUGAAAAUGUACUUUUUUAUCUUUUUUUGAUUGUUUGUUUGUUUGUCUUGCCUUUACAAAGUAAAAAUAUGAGAUAUAGGUAUGUUUUUUUCAACAUGCAUUGAGAUGAACAUCUAUGGAUGAAGCUAUUAGUGACAUGAAUAGGUUUAUUGUAGGAGAGAUGUUAAAUUCCACAGAAUUCUUGUCCUCUUGAAUUCUAGAUGACGUUGUGAAACCAAAGAAUAACGUUUAAACGGGUUUUUUCAACGUAAGAUUGUUUUUCAUUUCCAUGCUUUAUAUCCAAUUAAGGUUCAAGCACGCUGUCCUGGACACACACCUCAGCUAUCUGGGCUGUCUGUCCAGCACAUUGGGUUAGUUGUUAAUUGGUUAGUAGUUAGUGAGAGAGAAGAGGGUGUAGUGGCCUUACACCUACCCAUUGAGCCCUUAAGAACUCACUUUGGGUUGGAGCUGGUACCGGGCUGCGAACCUUGUACCUACCAGCCUGUAGUGCCACUGAGGCAGGUCGUAAGAUUGUGUUGCAUAUUUAACAAAUAAAAAUUAAUAAAUAUUGGUCACAGUUACAGGUGUUUAGAACUUUGUUACAAAUGAAUAUGAAUUUAGUCAAUAAGACAAAGUAUUUGUAUAAAUAUUAUAUGUAGUAAGAUAGCACAAUAUGUUAAAGUAUUGGAACAAUCUUUUUUCAAAUGUUUACAGAAGUAUAAAUAAAUAUAUGGUGUGUGUGUGGUUUUUUAGUAUUCGAGCAAGUGAGAUAAUUAUUUAUAGAUAGCUAGUUACAUAGAUAUUUAUUAUUGAUGAUUGAUUGAUUGAUUAAUAACCACAGACAUUAUAGUUUACAUUUUUCAUUGUUGUAUCCUUAUUUUCCAUAUUUAUCUUUCUCUUAACUUACACAUUUGUUUACUUACAAGCAUUUUACUUGCAUUUCUAUCACAUUAUAUUAAUGUAUCACUGUCAAAAUGAACAUAAACAAUUUUUUUAAUAUUCUGUGACAAUAAUGGUAUACUGCACAUUUCUGACAUCAUUAAAUUACUGUAGCCAGAA